Messenger RNA from Tremella mesenterica DSM 1558, 156 nucleotides. RefSeq lists its product as uncharacterized. The annotation marks the transcript as partial. The transcript has a single exon. The record is from RefSeq and is a predicted model, not a curated record. NCBI's taxonomy places the organism in Eukaryota, Fungi, Basidiomycota, Tremellomycetes, Tremellales, Tremellaceae.
GAUAUUUUUCCAAAUGUAAAUCAGCUGAAGUUCAAACAACAAGGAAUAGACUCUCAGAGUGACUCAGCUGAUUGCCAGGCGCGCUUGGUAUGUCCUAGGACUCAGAGGCGCGCCACUGGGGUGUCCAGAUUCGUCUACACCGCUGUAUCUAACUAA